Plasmodium fragile is the source of this 1641-nucleotide messenger RNA. RefSeq lists its product as uncharacterized. The coding region runs from base 1 to 1641 and encodes 546 amino acids. The transcript has a single exon. NCBI's taxonomy places the organism in Eukaryota, Apicomplexa, Aconoidasida, Haemosporida, Plasmodiidae. The record is from RefSeq and is a predicted model, not a curated record.
AUGAAAUAUUUCUACAAAUUGGCCAUAGUUUUAUCCUAUAUUCAUACAUAUUUCAUGCAAUACAGAUGUGUGAGAAAAGUAGUUUUAGCUGAAAAUGAACCUGAGUGUGGUGUAAAAUCAGGAGACAGGAAAGGCUCAUGUGAUGAUACUAUUAUAGAAGUUAUAAAACUUUUUUCUUUUGACACUUUGGAGGAAGAAGCAGACGAACAGAAAAAAUCUGAAAAAGAGUGUGCAGUUGGAGAGGAGGAGGAAAUUGAAUCUGGAGAAGCAUGCCCAAGAAGAAGCAGAUCAUUUUCAAGGCCAGCAUAUGAUGAAUUAGAAGAUAAUAAAAAAUACAAGGGGAAAUAUGAAGAAGAAGUACAGUUGGAACAUGUACAAGAAAAGGAAACAAGUUCAAGUGAAUCACCAUCAAAAGACGAACCAGAGCAAACGCCGAAAAAUACGAAUGACCCGGAGAUACAUGAGUUUAGACAUGUACUAAUGGAAUGUAGUAAAAUACCUUAUGAAAUUAAUGAGGAAGUAAUAGAGGGAUAUUUGAAGGCAAGGAUACACGGACCAGAAGAAAUUUCUCAAUUGCAUAAUGAGUAUCCGUUAUAUUUGUCGAAAGGUAUUGACUUUGACAAUAUUCGUAUGCCUUUUGGAGUAGUACAGGAAAACUUUGAACAGAAAAGUGAAACGGAAUUAUUCGAAAUGUUACAUUUUGAUGAUUUCAUGAAUAUUCAAUUAUUUGAUUUUUUAAAUACUACAAUGAUCGGUAAUUUAUCUUUGGCAAGAAUUAAUUCUUUAUAUAUCCAACAACGCAUUAAAUAUCUACCAUGCUAUAGUUAUCUGUUGGAGUAUCUUGGUAAAACAAACACAUGUUUUAACAUAUACCGUUUUUUUAACAAUAAUAUGGGAACAUAUUUAUCUGAGGAAAAAAGUGACAUUUGCAAUUUUAAUGAUGCAAAAAUAAGGAUUAUACAAGAAAAAAAUAUGAAAAAUAGUAAUGCAGUUGAAAGAUUAAAAGAGAUACGUAAAACUAGGCAUUUGACUAAUAGCGAACGUGAGAUCGUGGGAGAUAUGAUUUUUUACCAAGUUAAGAAUAUAUCGUGUGUAAAAAAUAUAUUAUCUUUCUUUGCUCGAAAACGUACUAAAAUUAGGAAAGAUGCAUUGCUUAUUUCACAACAUUUCCCUUUACCUAAACACUAUAUAUAUAGGGAUGAUAUUCUUUUGACAUCCUUACAUUAUACUCUCAGUUAUGCUAUUGUAACACUUAGGCCAUUGAUGAUUAAAGUUGUUGAAAAAGAACUAAUAGAACGUAGUGAGUUUUAUUUUACUUCAGCUUUAAUAAACAACUUAUUAGUUGUACUAGAGUUUAUAGAGCAUAAUUCACAAUUGUGUCAACAAUUCUUUAAGACAUAUAAUGAUCUCAGUGGUUUUUGCCCACGUGUGCAAUCAAUUGAAGAUAUAAUAAUCACCUAUAAUUAUUUAAUGAUGAGGCGUCAAAUAUGUAGUAUAAUGUAUAAUAUAUGUAAAUUACAUUUAAAAUUUCAAUAUUGCGAAUAUCAGAUAACUAAUUACGAGGAUAAUAUUUUUGGGGAUUAUGUUAGUUUAAUCGCUUCAUUAGAACAUACAUUAAAUGAUGCAAAAAAUUUGCUUUAA